UGUACGAAGCACAACGUGGUUUAGGAGAGGUAGUACGGCACAGCGUGAAGAAGCGUAGAUAUAUUUAUUUUAUCAAUUUCAUAUAUAAUCAUGACAGAAGGCAAACCAUCAAAGAAGUCGGCGAAAAGCCUGCUUUCUUUGAAUCCAAAGGAGGACGCAGAGUUUCGGAAGAAGGUUCAGCAAGUAAAGAAAGGUCCUAAAACGGGUAAGGCGCUUUCUCCUGGAGUGGUUUACGUUGGUCAUCUUCCUCGAGGAUUGUUCGAACCUCAGUUAAAAUCUUACUUUGAGCAGUUUGGCAAAGUCACACGAUUAAGAGUUUCCAGGAGUAAAAAGACUGGAGGAAGCAAAGGCUAUGGAUUUGUGGAGUUUGAGUGUGAUGAGGUGGCUAAGAUUGUGGCUGAGACCAUGAACAACUACCUAAUUGGAGAACGACUCAUAAAGUGUCAAAUGAUGCCACCCGAGAAGGUCCAUGAAAAGCUAUUUGUUGGUUCCAGGAUGCCCUUCAAGAAGCCAAAGCAGCCUGCAGUUACUCGAUAUAACAAACGGCAUACGGAAGAUGAUCUGACGAAAGUUAGCACAAAGCUUUUAAGCAAAGAGUCUAAACUACGCAAGAGACUGGCGGCAAAGGGCAUCGACUAUGAUUUUCCAGGAUUUGCAGCUCAGAAACCUGCCAAGAAAGCCCAUACGGAAGGUGAUGUUUCAGUAUGCAGUGAGGAUGUCACUCCAGUGUGCACCCCUUCAGUUUUGGAAAGGAGGAAGUCGAUCAGAGUUGAGGAUGAUGAUGAUGAUGACGAAAUAGUCAUCAAAGCCAAAUCAGUUCCUGAAAACAGCGAAGAUGUGGAAGAGAGCGAGGAAGAGUCUGAUGAGGAGGAGGAGGAGGAGAGUGAAGAAGAGCAUACGGCUUAAAAGGAGAAUUUAAUUACUAACAAAGAGACUUAAAUCCCUGUUUUAGAAGGGACACUGGACUCACUGUUUCAGAGCCAUUUGUAUGUGAUUAGUUCUCAGUCCUCCCCUGUGGCUGGAGAAGAGGAUCGAACUCAUUAUCCUGAUUAUCAGGCAUCUGUUUUGAGGUGUUCUUUAUGCAGAUGUUGUACCCAUUAUCUUUAUGGGGUACAAUGUGGUCUCCCAGAGG
Messenger RNA from Labeo rohita (rohu), 1132 nucleotides. It is a transcript of the gene nifk, whose product is annotated as nucleolar protein interacting with the FHA domain of MKI67. Gene Ontology annotation, biological process: maturation of LSU-rRNA from tricistronic rRNA transcript (SSU-rRNA, 5.8S rRNA, LSU-rRNA). Gene Ontology annotation, molecular function: RNA binding. The record is from RefSeq and is a predicted model, not a curated record. The transcript is spliced from 6 exons. Lineage: Eukaryota; Metazoa; Chordata; Actinopteri; Cypriniformes; Cyprinidae. Gene Ontology annotation, cellular component: nucleolus. Bases 91 to 906 code for a protein of 271 amino acids.